Molecule: messenger RNA, 4391 nt
Organism: Fimicolochytrium jonesii
Lineage: Eukaryota; Fungi; Chytridiomycota; Chytridiomycetes; Spizellomycetales; Powellomycetaceae
Product: Non-repetitive/WGA-negative nucleoporin C-terminal-domain-containing protein
Exons: 9
Coding region: 246-4202 (1318 amino acids)
Biological process (GO): RNA export from nucleus; protein import into nucleus; transcription-dependent tethering of RNA polymerase II gene DNA at nuclear periphery
Cellular component (GO): nuclear pore inner ring; nuclear pore
Molecular function (GO): structural constituent of nuclear pore
Source: RefSeq, a predicted model, not a curated record
CUUGUGAGAAUCGAUUUGCCCGGUGUCGAAAUGUGUAUGGGGCUUACGAGAAACUAAAUAUACAUAUGGGGUAUGCCUUAAUUACAGUAUUAAGUCCCUCGACUGCUCACUUUGCCCUUCUGCUCCUUUCGACUCUGGCCUCAAUUUUCAACUUGAGCGCGCAUUGUUGCCUUCGAAAUACUGCUUCCGUCAGGGCUUCUCGGAUACUGGUUUAGUUCGACUUCGGUUUCUAGGCAGCUUGUAGAAUGCCGUACGGGAACCUGGACGAUCUUGCGCGUCCGUGGGGUGGGAUGGUGGGCCAACCACCACAAGCUGCUGGCUAUGGUCUCCCCGCUCGAGACUUCGAAAUCACUCAACCACAACAGCAUCGCCAACAACAGCAAUCCACUCUGCUUCAACGGCAUGAUCGUCUACGAAACGCCGCGGCGGUGCUUGAUGAGAAUUUACAGCGCGACCGUUACCCUGAUCUCUGGGAGCUUCUCGUCAGACUUUCCGAUGAACAGCUGAGAGAAGCCUCAACAACGCUUGCGGGAGUCCAGAACUACUUGAGAGCCGACGGUUUCGUGUCUCUGCCCAACUAUGUCUACGAGCAGUACGAUUCCGUUCAGUGUAAAACCUUUAUGGGCCUGUUCCCAGAAAUCGAACGAGUGUGGAUAACGAUGGAUUCGAAACUGUAUCUGUGGAACUUCAACGAUAACAGCCCGAACGCCACCUCUUGCUACGAUGAUCAGGAGCAGCUGAUCUGUAGUGUAGGCCUUGUGCGGCCCACCCCAGGAGUUUUUCUUGAACAGAUCGAUUACCUGCUUGUUGUUGCUACUCGACUGGAGAUUAUUAUUCUUGGCGUGGCUUUCGCCGUAAAGGGUAAUCCGUCGACAGAAUUGACAAUUUUCAGGACUGAUCUGUCGAUUCCUACCGAUAGCGAGCAUAUUCUGCAGAUCGAGGGGUCGAAAGAGGGGAGAAUCUUUCUGCGCACGCUGAGCGGAAAGCUAUUGGAGUUGCAGUAUCAGGCGACGGAAGGAUGGUUUACAAGGAGGAUCCGGCUAAUCAAUCAUUCUGCGUCAGCCUUGUCAAUGGUUGCUCCGACUUUCCUGAGAGACAUCGGUCUCCAAAACCAAGUCUACUUGAUGACUCUCGAUCUCGAGCGCAAAAUCCUUUACACCGUCACAUCUCGAAAUACCGUUCAGCUUAUUUAUCUGGGCCGGGAUGGCAAAUCAUUCCACCGCGUAAAAUCUGUGUCUGAUGCUUUGAGCCGCCUGUCGUCAGGGUCUCGCACCGAUGAGGGAAUUGCCAUUCAAGCUCUUUACCCCGUCUCCAACGCGGAGUCGCAGAAGAUUCAGAUGGUGGCUAUUACCACCAGUGGCGACAGGCUUUUCUUUACCGUAUACUCGAGCAACGAUCGCAGCGGCUGGGAUGGACAACCUCCCUCGUCUGAACCAAAUACCCUGGAGCUGGUGUAUAUUUUGCCAUUGGUGCAAAGGAUCGUGGGCCCGGGUCUCUCGUUGCACGAAUCGUACUACGCCAGCGGACUUCUUCUGGCCACUUCUGCGAUGAGCCAAGAUGUUGAUAGGUUGUACGGCGUCGCAGUACAUACUGGUGCCAUAGCUCAGCAAGCUUCGAAAUUUUGGAUAGAUAAUUAUGGAUAUCAUGAUCAAGAAGGGAAGAUCUGGCAGAUAUCAGAGAUGGCCACCCGGUCGACUGUGCCGACUGCAAAGAUUAGCAAGAGACCGGAAGCUGGAAACGUACUCAACGAACUCGCUACGCAGUUGGAAGGCCCCGCUCGAUCCUUUCGCGUCCUUACAAAUCAGGGGAUUUGGCGACUGAAGAAACUCCGGCCGCUGGAUAUCUUGUGUGAGAACAUCAUCACACCGGAGGAGCAGAGAUCCGGCGGAGGAUUCGAAGAGUUCUUGCAUGUCUACGGGAGUGCGGAAGCUUGUGCUAUGUGCUUAGCCGUCGCAUGUCAGCAUCCUGCAUCUGAGACCUUGUUUCAAGAACAUGUGGGCAGUAAAGGCUUACUCAUAUCAACAGCGAGUCGCCUGUUUGAUGACUUUGGUGGCCAACCCUCCAUGGCUCAGCUCAACAGCGGUUUCGAUGGUAGCGGACCUUUGGGAUAUGCCAUGUAUUCCCCGGAAAUCAGACACAGCGGGAGGCAUGACGGCUUGGCACUCUAUCUGACACGGGUACUGAAGCCGGUCUGGAAGAACAAAGUGGUGGUCAAAGAGAAGGGCUACGCUUCCAACUUUUCACCACAGACGCUAAGUGACAUCUUGAGCGCUCUGGACAGCCUUGGCGCCUUCCUCAAGGAACGGCAGAACUUCACCGCCCUGCCUACGCCCGAAAGUAGACCUCAGUCCGUGGAAGGCGAAGCAUGGAGAGCUGAACAGGAGUCGUUGCAUAAUCUCGAUGAGCUGCUCCGCAUUAGCACAGAGACGGUUUCUCUUGUACUCAUGCUCGCGGAGAACAAAUUGGACGCUCUCAUCAAGCCGUUGCCGAAAGCACAACAGGAAGAUGUGGAUGGUCUGACUUACGAAGCAGCAAUCACAACGCAAAAGGGUCUCGAGACUAUCAGAGCUUUGAUGGCCGCUUACAUCGACCGCGAGAUCGCCGAAGAGAGGAAUAUGGAGAUCAUCGGAGAACAGUUACAGACCAUAUGUCCGUCCAUCUGCCGACAAAACGAUGUCAUUCUAUACAAAGGGAUUGAAAGCAUUCAAUCGGCACGCAAUCAACCUAGUGCCGAUAUUCAGGCUAUGAAGCUCAGCGAAGCAUUAAGCCUGUUUACCCGCGUCAUUCUUGACAUUCCUUUCAACAAACUCCAAGAGAUCAACGAGAAUUUACGUGAUAUGGAGUGCUUUGAAGGGAUCAUCGACUUGACUCUGAACUGGGCAAGGGCGCAAGAUGUCAACGAAGGUGCGGAGGCACGCAAUUCGCGGUAUAACGCCGGGUACGGGGAAGCCUUACCGCAGACGGAAUAUCAAGAAAGUGGUUUGGUUCGAAGAGGACGCGCCUAUGAUAUCAUAUUCCAGACGAUCGGCUCGUUGGAUGUAUCUGGAAUCCAAAACGGCGGCAUAUAUGGGCAGAGACAUAGUAGAGACCACUUGGCGAGGACGCGGUUUCACCUCAUCAAGAGAGCUCUUGAUUCAGAUGAUGUUUCCUUCCAUGAGGCAUUUUACAAGUGGCUCAUCGAGCAAGAUAAGACCGACGAGCUGCUUAAGCUGCAUACCCCAUACCUCGAAAAGUUCUUGACCCAAGCCUCCGCGGACCCUGGGAUGAUGGAAUUGCUCGCACGGUAUUAUGUCCAGAACGAACGCUUUUAUGAUGCGGCGCGCGUGUACCGCAUGCUGGCCGACGCCGCUGGGCUUACAUUCCAUGACCGCUUGACCUUCUUGAACUUCGCGGUUGUGCAAGCGCGUACGGCUCUCAAUACCGAGCGGAACAUCAAUCGACAGGAGAUGGAAGACAUCCUGGAGGAAGCUGCAGUGGCUGAAGUGCAGGCGGAGCUCCUGGCAGUUGUGACACGGACAGAAGUCGGAUUGACAGAUGAAGCGCUUCACAGACUAUCUGAAUGCUUUUUGCCAAUGAACGACCUCUUCAACCACUACGCAAAGCCUUGCAAGUUGUACGAGAUCCAACUGCACAUGAUCCAUGUCUCCGAAACGAACAAUCCCCGAUUCCACGCCGAGCAGAUAUGGAGCGAAUUGCUACGUAAAACGAAAGAGAGCGCGAUAGAAGCCAACAGGGAUGUUUUCACCGUAUUGCAAGACAAAGUCCGUGAGAUUGGACGGCGCUUCAUUUCCGAUGAAAACAUCUUCCCCAUACCCUUCUUGGUCAACCAGCUUGAGCAGGAGUGCUACCAGGCGGUCCAACAGAAUCGACCGGCCCCCGAGCACGGCUGGGCUGUCAAAGUAUUCCGUCAGGUCAAAGUCCCUUUCCCGCUCUUGUUCCGCGCUUACAACGAAAUCUUCGAUGCAAAGCUGCCGCCAUGGUCAUCGCCUCGCGCGCUGACCUUCCUCCUCGAAGACAUUGCUGUGCUUAUCAGCGAUUGGUUGCGGGAGCGAAAAUCGGGGGCCGGAGAUCCAUCAACACAUAUCCCGGUGCAGAUCAUCGACGAUGCCAUCCAGAAGUACCUCGUGACUGUGCACGAUGGAGAAGCACGGGAGCUGGUCGCACGUUUACAGACUCUCGCUCACAGGAUAAGAGAAUCAUAACGACGCUUGGAGCGCGGGGAGAUACCCCGUGAACUUGGCUGCGACUAGAACGAGAUCCGAGGUUCGCAAGGUGGAUUGGCACUUAGAACCUGAUGGAAGGCUUUUAUGAUUAUCAUGUUGAUAUGUAUAUUUUACAUUCGAAAGGCCGCUAUCAUAUUAUAAUGCUUUCUUGAUUUCGAAAUUGAGCAU